AUGAUAACUUAUCCGUGCUCGCGAGACGAAUCCGCGAGCCGGCGCUCAGUGGCGGUGAAGGCUCUCUUUGGCUGGGGCAAGCCCAAGGCUGACGCGCCGUCCAAGUCUCCCUCGAAAAAGUCACCUCCGGCUAAGGGAAAGGUGUCUCGAGCCUCGUGCAGCACGUGCAGAGGCACGGGAGGCGUGGACUGCCCCGUCUGCAAGGGGACGGGGAAGAGCAAGACCAAGGGCAACAUGCUGGAGAGAUGGAAGUGCUACAAGUGCCAGGGGUUCGGCCUGGUUGGCUGUCCCACCUGCGGGUCUGGAGGUCUCACCCCGGAGCAACGGGGAGAGCGAUAG
This is a messenger RNA of Closterium sp. Yama58-4, 339 nucleotides long. The record is from the annotation of a GenBank genome assembly. Lineage: Eukaryota; Viridiplantae; Streptophyta; Zygnematophyceae; Desmidiales; Closteriaceae.